CGCGACUCGCGCAGUACAUUCAAACUUUUAAACUUAUUUUAUGUCGCUUGCAAAAACCAGGGCGGAUACCUUUGUAAGGGUAUUCGCACCGACACCGCAACCUCCAUCGGGUGGUCAGCAUCCAGGAGGAGGUGGACGAGGUGAUGGAGGAGACGGCGUAGGACCCGGUGGAGGAGGUGACGGAGGAGACGGCUCAGGAUCUGGUGGUGACGAAGCAAAGGGGAAGGGGCCAGGCGAAACGUCGUCGGAACCAGAGGACUCCGGCAGAAAACGGUCCGGCGAAAAAGGGUCGGGCGGAAAGGGGUCCGGCGGAAAGGGGCCGGGCGGAAAGGGGCCGAGCGGAAAGGGGCCGAGCGGAAAGCGUAGAGCGUUCGGGAGUCACGAGUCUAGCGGAACCGGAAGCCGCUGUGAAGGGAGUCGAGACUCGGGCAUGCGAGACAAGGCGGCCCUGAGGUCUUAUCGAGUGCGAGUACAUUUGCACUUGUCUGCGAGGACUUUGUUUCACGACGCCGGCGAGCGCAAAGUGCUGGAGGGGCCCGCUGCAGGAGUGUUGGAGACCAGGCCUGGCGAGUAUGAUCGUUACACUUCGGAGGGUGCUUCCAUCGAUUUCCUGAGCAAGAGUGCAGCGGAUCCGGGGAAAGAGGAGUUGUCACAGGAUGCACAUGCUGUGCACCGGGAAGAGGAAACACAACACUGGCCGCCUAGCAGAGUGCCGAAUGAUCUCGACGCAGGAGUGUUGGAGACCGGGGCUAGCGGACAUCUACGUCAUCCUUCGGAGGGUGCGUCCGUCGACUUAGAGAGGAAGAGUGCACCACCUCGAGGAAAAGGGGAGCUCUCACUUCGUGAGGCGGCCAAGGCCGAUGCUAGCGAGCAUCAAUGCUUGUCUGGAAAUGCCAUCAACAUCGGGGACGCCGAUUUGGUUUUGCACAGCGGGUCGCCACUGACGACGCAAGAGGGUGACGUUAAGGGAGGUCAUGAAACGUUUGGGGAAGCUCGUCUUCGUGGCGAAGAGGAGGGCGAAGAAGAACCCGUGGUGGAAAUUGGCUUCAUGACGAUGAGGAAGGCGAAGAACCCGUGGGGGAGGCUAAGCUUUUUGGCGGUGAGGUGUCAGCUCGGCUUCAUGACGAUGAGGCAGGCGAAGAUACCGUGGGGGGAGCUCAACUUUAUGCUGGUGAGGUGUCGGUUGGGCUUCAUGACGGUGAGGUGUCGGCUUGUCAGAUGGGUUCGGAGCGGACAGAUCGUGAUUCUCAGUCCACCAGCUGCGGUGAAGAGCAAGGUGAUCGAGCGUCCGCCCUCAGUUUCGGUCGGGAAAUGGUGCUUCAUGAAGCCACGGAGUUGGUUAGCGAUUCAGCUGCCAUCGAGCUGGUUAGCGAUUAAGCUGCCAUCGAGCUGGUAAGCGACUCAGUGGUGGACGAGAUGCAGAACAUCGAAUCCUCCACGGACGUCGGCACAGUGGAGCGACAGAAGGCCGGUUCCCCUCGAUGGACUCCCGGGCACGGUGUGAGGUUGUCAAUGUCCCUGCCCAUAAAGCCUU
This is a messenger RNA of Chara braunii, 1534 nucleotides long. The record is from the annotation of a GenBank genome assembly. Lineage: Eukaryota; Viridiplantae; Streptophyta; Charophyceae; Charales; Characeae.